CGAUCAAAUGUCACUAUAACUUGAGAGCGGCAUCACCUCGGAGCGCGUGCAGAUCCCCAGCCUGUGCCCUUCGGCAGGGAGCUCGGCGCUUCUCUCCUCUUCCUCCUCCCAGAAACUUACCGCCGACAUGUCUGAUACCGAGGAAGUGGAGCACGGAGAGGAGGAGGAAUAUGAAGAAGAAGAAGAAGUUCAAGAAGAAGAGGAGAAGCCCAGAAUAAAACUAACUGCUCCUAAAAUACCGGAGGGUGAGAAAGUAGAUUUUGAUGACAUCCAAAAGAAGAGGCAGAACAAAGACCUGAUUGAACUGCAGGCCUUGAUUGACAGCCACUUUGAAGCCAGGAGAAAGGAAGAGGAAGAGCUGGUUGCCCUGAAGGAGAGAAUUGAGAAGCGCAGAGCUGAAAGAGCAGAGCAACAGCGAAUCCGGGCUGAGAAGGAGAAGGAACGCCAAGCAAGGCUUGCAGAGGAAAAGGCACGGAGAGAGGAAGAAGAUGCCAAGAGAAAAGCUGAGGAUGAUCUCAAGAAGAAGAAGGCUCUGUCUUCCAUGGGCGCCACGUACAGCAGCUAUCUGGCUAAGGCUGACCAGAAGAGAGGGAAGAAGCAGACAGCUAGAGAGACGAAGAAGAAGGUCCUGGCAGAGAGGCGCAAGCCCUUGAACAUCGACCACCUUAAUGAAGAUAAGCUGAGGGACAAGGCUAAGGAACUGUGGGACUGGCUAUACCAGCUGGAGAAUGAAAAGUAUGACUUUAUAGAGCAGAUUAAAAGAAAAAAAUAUGAGAUUGUCACCCUCCGGAACCGGAUUGAUCAGGCUCAGAAGCACAGCAAGAAGGCAGGAGUCAAGGGCAAAGUUGGAGGGCGCUGGAAGUAAAGAACCAGGCAGGAUGGUCCAUAGUGGCAUGCCUGAACCCUGCUGGUCUCCUCUUCCUUCACAAAUCACUUGUGUUCCCAUGCCUCAGCGAUAACAAAAAUUGCAACAUCAGCCUGGGCUGGCUAUUGCUGCUGCUUUUCUUCUUUUCCCCCCUGGAGGAGUCCAGUGGUUUCCUGAAUCAAAAGGAAGCAGGUUCCCCCUGGAGCUGAGACGACUCCUUGCUGGCAUCUUCACUACCUGCUGAGCAUGUCCUUUAAUCUCCUGACACCAGCCCUAUGCCAUCCUGUAGAUUGCUGUGUACAAAUCUCUGGAUUUUGUAAAUAAAGCGUGACCAGUGUCUACUUCAAUGACA
Molecule: messenger RNA, 1217 nt
Organism: Dromaius novaehollandiae (emu)
Lineage: Eukaryota; Metazoa; Chordata; Aves; Casuariiformes; Dromaiidae
Gene: TNNT3
Product: troponin T3, fast skeletal type
Exons: 14
Coding region: 128-865 (245 amino acids)
Biological process (GO): skeletal muscle contraction; sarcomere organization; regulation of muscle contraction
Cellular component (GO): troponin complex
Molecular function (GO): tropomyosin binding; troponin I binding; troponin C binding
Source: RefSeq, a predicted model, not a curated record